Molecule: messenger RNA, 1221 nt
Organism: Penicillium longicatenatum
Lineage: Eukaryota; Fungi; Ascomycota; Eurotiomycetes; Eurotiales; Aspergillaceae
Exons: 2
Coding region: 1-1221 (406 amino acids)
Source: RefSeq, a predicted model, not a curated record
AUGCGUCCUGUCCUUUUCGACGCACUCAAACACACUUUCGGCUGUUCGAUCCUCUCCUGGUCACCCAUUCGUGCUGUGUCCACUCUUUCAUCGGGUGAACCGCAGCUUCUGCCGCAUACGCCCCUCAAUCAUCUAGCAGUCAAAGAUUUCGCCCCAGUGAACCAAUUCUGCGCAAUGACAGAUGCAAAAGUCGACAUCAAUCAGAGUCGUAGGAAGGUCGCCGGGUCUCUGAACAGUGUUCAACUUGAGAUAGACGUCCUCUAUCAGAUGUACGAGAGUCUUCAAUCCCAGCAUGCUGAGGCAGAAGCAGAUCUCAAGCGUGCACAGGAACGAAUCCAGCUCUUGGAGGCUGAAGACGAGAGCAACGCAACCCGAGUAAUGCAAAUCAUCAAACUUGGCGAGAUUAAUGAUGAUUUGCUUUCAACGAGACUCAACAAAAUCUACGAUAGCCUUGAGGACUGGUCAUGCACAGUCGUACCUUUUGAAACCGAUCUUUCCAAAAAGCAGUUCUUGAUCUCUCUGUACCUGUCAAAAUAUGACCUUCUUCAACCCGGAAUCGAUACCUUCAAUAGGCACCUCAAGGCUACGAAUGCGGAGCUGAUUUCAGCCAUCAUAAUGGCCAUUCUUUCAAAGACGUUGUUUCCGAACGUAGUGGCCGGUAUGUUACCAGAUCAGGUCAUCGUCCUACACCGACUUCUGGACAAUAUCUCGCACGUUCGACCAUACAAAAACGCCGUUUCUAUUAGGCUUUGGAAAGUCGAGGUGCUUCGUGCUUGGAUGCAGUCUCCCAAUUUCCCAGCACACUUCUCCGCAGGCUGCCUUCACAUACUGUCCAUUAUCAAGGAUUUCUUUCACAAAGUGUUCAAUAUUCAGGGUGACCUCUGGGACGAAAGAUUCGACCGUCUCCUGGAUAAUGUGGUCACACCUGCUGCUCAGCUCGCGACCGAGAUGCAAAGUUCCGGCACAGAAUAUCAGUUGACAUGGAAUAGAUUUAGGCCAACCGCAGGAUUGAAGUUACUUGAAGAGUGCCAAGUAACUGACUUCCAGACACGUCAUCAAGUCAAGGAGGAACUGGUGCGCGAUCUUUCAAAGAACACUCCGCUAGGCGCCUUUGUCCUGACCACUCUUCCUGGCCUCUACCGCUUGAACCAAGAAACCGGUGAGCGGUCCCUCCUUGUCAAAUUCCGAGUUCUCGUCAAAUCAAACGACGCGAUACCUUGA